Pollicipes pollicipes is the source of this 1036-nucleotide messenger RNA. Its product is annotated as 1,2-dihydroxy-3-keto-5-methylthiopentene dioxygenase-like. Gene Ontology annotation, biological process: L-methionine metabolic process. Lineage: Eukaryota; Metazoa; Arthropoda; Thecostraca; Pollicipedomorpha; Pollicipedidae. The record is from RefSeq and is a predicted model, not a curated record. Gene Ontology annotation, molecular function: acireductone dioxygenase [iron(II)-requiring] activity.
AUGGCAGGCGGGCUGGCGGCGCGCUCAGUGGGGGAUGAGGACGUCGAGGGCUCGCCUCUGGUGGAGAAGAUCCGUGCCGAGCGAGGUUACAACUACAAGGACGUCAUCACCGUCUCCCCCGGGCCGAUGGACAACUUCGAGGCGAAGAUCAAGAUGUUCUUCGAGGAGCACCUGCACGCCGACGAGAGAGAUCCGCCUGGUGCUGGAAGGCUCGGCUACUUCGACGUGCGGGACCGGCACGACCGCUGGGUGCGCGUGCUGGUGGAGCGGGGUGACCUGCUGGUGCUACCGGCCGGUAUCUACCACCGCUUCACCUGCGACGACAAGGAUUACAUCAAAGCGUGCCGCCUGUUCUGCGGCGUGCCGGUGUGGAAGGCGCACAACCGCAGCCCGGAGACGGAGGCCAUGCCGGAGCGCGGCUCGUACGUGCAGCAGCUGCACGGCACCGCCUGAGCCAGCCGGGCCGGCCCGAGCGACGGCCGCCGCCGUCGUCUGCCCAGCGGCACCACGCGCUCCGGCCGAGGCGGCCGCGCCGGAGCCUACAACAGCUGUCUCAUCAACAUGCAUUGAUUUAUGUACGCCCUGUAAUCUGUCGAGACGGUAAUGUGCAUGCGUCGUAACUUGGGUAAAGGGGACUAAAUUUGGAGCGGGCUGCGGUUGCGAAGCUGUCGAGUAGUCAGCAGUGCUGUCGUGUUUGCUGGCCGUGUCUGCGCGACACCAGCACGUGUCUAGGCCCGACCGGUAUCUUGCAGACACGGUGGUAGCUGGUCGUUGGAGCCAUCCUGCCGCCCUCGUUAAUAUGACGAGGUGGUGAGAACGGCGAAAAGCGAAAGGGAAUUAACAGGGUGGGGCGACAGGGGUGAAGCCCGCCUCAGUAUAUGUGAGUGCCUUGUGGACGCUUUUACGUUGUAUGAUCCACUCCGAUGGCGUCUGCGCUGCGGAAGUGGGUCCUAGAACCAAGCCGGCUUAUUGUGCGUCGCUCCUCAUGUUAUCCAUGGGUGUGUCAUUUGGGAAAUAGCAUAUUUUCUAACGGGAA